CAAAGUCUGUCACUACUUUUGCUUUUGUUGCUUUGCAGCUCUGAGCGCCCCUACAGCUCAGCCCAGUGGACUCUUAGACUGCAGCCAGCCAGCCAACCGCUAGAGGAUCUCUAACUCUACCCCAAGGAACCGAGGCCUGAAGUGAAGAAGUAAAAUGGCGUCCUCGUCUCUCGCUGUCCUGCGAACAAGCAGAUUAUGCCAAUGGGGCUGGAAGAACCGGGCGCGUGUGUCAGAGUCUCUGCGGUUCUGUCCGGGAGGCUGGACCACUCCGGCUCCUGCGCGGACAAAUGCGACGCUGAUCCUGGAUCCCGCGGGCCGCAGCUGCUGGGACGAGCCGCUCAGCAUCUCCGUGCACGGCCUGGCCCCCGAGCAGCCCGUCACGCUGCGCGCCGCCCUGCGCGACGAGAAAGGCGCGCUCUUCCGCGCCCACGCGCGCUACCGCGCCGACGCCCACGGCGGCCUGGACCUGGCGCGCGCGCCCGCGCUGGGCGGCAGCUUCGCGGGGAUCGAGCCCAUGGGGCUGCUCUGGGCCAUGGAGCCCGAACGGCCAUUGUGGCGCCUGAUCAAGCGCGACGUGCAGACGCCCUUCGUGGUGGAGCUGGAGGCGCUGGACGGCCACGAGCCCGACGGCGGGCGGCUGCUGGCGCGGGCGGUGCAUGAGCGUCACUUCAUGGCUCCCGGGGUGCGGCGCGUGCCCGUGCGCGAGGGCCGUGUGCGCGCCACGCUCUUCCUGCCUCCAGAACCUGGGCCCUACCCUGGGAUCCUGGACCUCUUCGGAGUUGGAGGUGGCCUUCUGGAGUACCGGGCUAGUCUGCUGGCUGGGAAGGGCUUUGCUGUCAUGGCUCUGGCUUACUAUAACUACGAUGACCUCCCCAAGGGCAUGGACACCAUGCGCAUGGAGUAUUUUGAAGAAGCUGUGAAUUACCUGCUCAGCCACCCUGAGGUAAAAGGUCCAGGAAUUGGGCUGCUUGGCAUUUCCAAAGGGGGUGAACUUGGCCUUGCUAUGGCCUCCUUCCUGAAGGGCAUCAAAGCUGCUGUCGUCAUCAAUGGUUCCGUGGCUGCUGUUGGCAACACCAUAUACUACAAGGAUGAGACUAUACCCCCUGUGUCUAUCCUGAGAAAUCAAGUCAAAAUGACCAAAGAUGGCCUCAAGGAUGUGGUCGAUGCUCUGCAAAGCCCUUUGGUUGAAGAGAAGAGCUUCAUCCCUGUGGAAAGGUCUGACACAAACUUCCUGUUGCUAGUAGGUCAGGAUGACCACAACUGGAAGAGCGAGUUCUAUGCCAAUGAGAUCUCCAAACGCUUACAGGCCCAUGGGAAGGAGAAGCCCCAGAUCAUCUGCUACCCAGAAGCAGGGCACUAUAUUGAGCCCCCUUACUUCCCACUGUGCAAGGCUGGCAUGCACCUCCUGGUGGGUGCUAAUAUCACCUUUGGAGGGGAGCCUAAGCCUCAUGCCAUGGCCCAGGUGGAUGCAUGGCAGCAACUCCAGACUUUCUUCCACAAACACUUGGGUAGUAAGAGUUAGGGGGCGACUCUUAAGAUAUUACCCAUUAUCUCAUGGUUUGGGGGGGAAAGGGGUCAAAUACAUUGUAAGAACAUCAGUUAAGAUUACUUCAGCUGAAAAUAGUGCUGAACAUAGUUUUUAUUCAAGGGCUGGAAAUGUAGUUCAGUGGUAGCUUAUCCGACUGGCUUGUGUAAGUCCCUGGGCUUAAUCCCAAGAGCUGCAGGAAAACAGACAAAUAUUAUAUGGAACCUGUACCUAUUCAAGAAAUAGUGCCCAGAAUAAAAAGGAUACCAUGAGUUGUUUAAUGACACUAUUGUUUCAUUAAAAAUUAUGUUCUUCAA
Phodopus roborovskii (desert hamster) is the source of this 1842-nucleotide messenger RNA. RefSeq names its product acyl-coenzyme A thioesterase 1. Gene Ontology annotation, molecular function: fatty acyl-CoA hydrolase activity. Gene Ontology annotation, biological process: acyl-CoA metabolic process; fatty acid metabolic process. The transcript has 4 exons. Bases 155 to 1522 code for a protein of 455 amino acids. Lineage: Eukaryota; Metazoa; Chordata; Mammalia; Rodentia; Cricetidae. The record is from RefSeq and is a predicted model, not a curated record.